AGUAAAACCAUUUUCUUUAAAUUACUCUUCCAAAUUUUCCAAAGUUUGCUGAUUUUUUUUUUUUUGAUAAUUAAGUUUGCUAACUUUGUUUGAGAGAUCUGAAUUAAUCGAUGGUGAUGGUGGACAUAUCCAAUAAGAGAAGAGCUUUGCUCAAAGUUAUUGUUCUUGGUGAUUCUGGAGUUGGAAAGACUUCGUUGAUGAACCAAUAUGUGUAUAAGAAGUUUAAUCAGCAGUAUAAAGCAACAAUUGGUGCUGAUUUUGUCACCAAGGAACUGCUGCUUGAUGAUAAGCUGGUCACCUUGCAAAUAUGGGAUACAGCAGGGCAGGAGAGGUUUCAGAGUUUAGGAUCAGCAUUUUACAGGGGAGCUGAUUGCUGUGUUAUGGUGUAUGAUGUCAAUGUGCAUAGAUCCUACGAAACACUCAACAAUUGGUAUCAAGAAUUUCUCAAACAGGCAAAUCCAGUUAAUCCUCAAGCAUUCCCAUUCAUAUUGUUUGGAAACAAGAUAGAUGUGGAUGGUGGAAGCAGCCGAGUGGUUUCAGAGAAAAAAGCAAGAGAUUGGUGUUCUUCGAAAGGAGAUAUACCAUAUUUUGAGACCUCAGCGAAAGAGAAUUAUGGCAUCGAUGAAGCAUUCCAAUGCGUUGCUGAAAGUGCACUAGCUUCUGAAUAUGAACAUAACAUUUAUUUUCAAGGGAUUUCAGAAACUGUUUCGGAAGUUGAGCAAAGAAGCGGUUGUGCAUGCUGAUAUGUUGCUGAGAAAUGUAUUAAAUGUAUCAAGAUUCAAUCUUUUUUCGCUCAAUGUUUCAUUCUUUGGUUGUUUUUAUAUUAAGUUUGUGUUUAUAUAUACUCCCUCCGUCCCGUUUAAGAAGGGACAAAUGACUUUUUCAUAUAUAUUAAGAAAGCAUUAAUUACUAUA
Messenger RNA from Mercurialis annua (annual mercury), 914 nucleotides. RefSeq names its product ras-related protein Rab7-like. Bases 111 to 743 code for a protein of 210 amino acids. The record is from RefSeq and is a predicted model, not a curated record. Gene Ontology annotation, cellular component: vacuolar membrane. The transcript is spliced from 7 exons. Gene Ontology annotation, molecular function: GTPase activity; GTP binding. Lineage: Eukaryota; Viridiplantae; Streptophyta; Magnoliopsida; Malpighiales; Euphorbiaceae.